GAGAACACGGCGAGCAGUCGAGCGGCGACAGUGGCGAUGCCAGUUGGCUGUAGUUGUGCUGCUGCCAGUGUAGUGGUGUUACCUGUGCCAGGUCUCUUGCUGCCUGCCCCUGCUUUCGGUGCUCCGUUCGCCGCUUUCAACUGCUGGAGGACGCCGCCGCAUGUUGCAUUGUGGAGUGGCCGACAGUUUGUGCUCCCCCUGGUCAAUAUGAGUAUCAUCGGCGCUGGGCAAAGAAGGAGGUACAUAGACGAAGUGCCACGCAGUAGAGAGCUAGUCAGCAACCAGGGGCUUUGUUGCGGGGCUCCGGGCUGCCGCAGACCCACUGAGCCGGCCGUUGGAGCGCAGGCGGCGGCCAGAGAAGUCUCCGCGGCCCACGAGACCGGCAGCAGCGGCAGCGGCCACCGGCGCGCGCGCUACAGCGGCCAGUUGGACGCGCGUCAGCUGCGUAGGCACAACUACAAGUCUUCGGUGCUGCCGGCCAAAAGUUCCGCGCACCUCGAACACAGAUCUCGAACCCGCGCCUCCCGGCCGGGAAUGAACAUGGGCCAGAAAAUAUCAGGCGGAGCUAAGAACGUGAGUCGCGAGAGCCCGCAGCCCUACAAGCCUGUGAUUCCACGCGAACUGGCUCAAGACUUUGCGCGGCCAGCGCGGCUGGACAUGCUGCUGGACAUGCCUCCAGUGAGCCGCGAGUGCCAACUGAAACACGCAUGGAACUCUGAGGACAGAUCCCUCAACAUAUUCGUCAAGGAGGAUGACAAAUUGACUUUCCAUCGCCACCCUGUGGCGCAAAGCACAGACUGCAUUAGGGGUAAAGUCGGCUUCACCAAAGGGCUUCACGUCUGGGAAAUCCACUGGUCCACGAGGCAGCGGGGGACGCAUGCUGUCGUUGGCGUGGCGACCCAGGAUGCACCUUUGCAUUCUGUCGGCUAUCAGAGCCUGGUGGGCAGCAACGAACAGUCAUGGGGUUGGGACCUGGGGCGCAACAAGCUGUACCACGACAGCAAAAACAGCGCCAGCGGGGUUACCUACCCGGCGCUGCUCAAGCCCGACGAGACUUUCAUCGUGCCCGACAAGCUGCUGGUGGUGCUCGACAUGGACGAGGGCACCCUGGCGUUCGUCGUUGACGGCCAGUACCUGGGGGUCGCCUUCCGAGGCCUCAAAGGCAGGAAACUGCACCCGAUCGUCAGCGCUGUCUGGGGACACUGCGAGAUCACUAUUAAGUACAUCGGCGGCCUUGACCCUGAGCCUUUGCCUCUGAUGGACCUUUGUCGGCGAGUGAUACGGCAAGGUGUAGGAAAGGAGCAGCUGGAGGAGCGGAUCCACGAGCUGUGCUUGCCGCCGGCGUUGGAGACAUACCUCUUGUACAAAGACCGCAGAUAGCCCGGCUAGUUUGCGCGCGGGCAGGCACAAGAUGACGCCACCAGUUUGGCUCACAGACUCUGUUUUUCCGUUUUCCGUUUCUUGUGCAUACUGAUGAUGAUGAAUAAGAAGAAAGUUCAAGUUGAACCGACGCGCGACGACUUCGCAGCGGCUGACUCGUUGGAACGAGCUCGUUCUUUUUAUUUUCACUGAUGCUGAUUUGUAAACUAUUUAAAACACUUUGGUUUCUUUGCCAUACCACACAAAUGACGACGACGACAACGACUACCAAGAAAGAUCAAUCUCGCUUGCGUAUUAUUAAUUUCUAGGGAUCUCCUUCGCGAUGACGGGCAUUUUUAUGUUCCUGUAAAUACAAUACACAACUACUCAAUGGAAAAGAAUUCUCACGGUUCGAACGAUAAAGAAAGAAAGAGAGAGAAAGAGUAAGCGCGCGCGCGGAACGUUGCAAAAAUGUGAGUUGUUGGACUCACACAAGAUUGUGUUUUAAUUAUUAUUAUUAUGAAAGAGAGAAGAACUUAUAAAGUUUUUCGUUUCAUCGGAAAAUGCUGGCCCGGCCUUGGUUUGUGAUAUUAUUCCAUGUUUGGCCGAAAUUCGGCUGCAUUUAUGUUGUUCAAUUUCUAGUUGAUUUGAUUCGUUUUUAUUUAAAAUUGAAACUGUUUUCCGUCUCAGUUCAGACGCAGUUGUAGCUAAAAAAAUUACCCUGACUGCAUUUGCAAGCCAGCUGGCGGCCAAGGCUGGGUUCAAAAGAAAGAGUGUCGUUUGUGUCGUGAAUUGAACUGUGAGUGCGUGAGCUGUAAUUACGGUUAAUUUACUUGAAAGAAGACAAAGCAGCGUCGCCACUGACUGUCUGUCGGAGAAGAUGUAACAAAAAAGCAACAACCUCAUCUUGUAAUAAAUAACUCUUUAAUUAUCAUUUCUCUGCUUAACAAAAUCGAUUAAAUUUAGUUUCAAAUUUUUUAUAUCAAAUUAAGCGCAUGCUUUGCUGUAUUGACAAACUGAUAGAACAGUUUUAUUGAUGUUUGUAGAGUAAAAAAAUCAUCCAAUUGUAAAAAGCUGAA
Molecule: messenger RNA, 2438 nt
Organism: Cloeon dipterum
Lineage: Eukaryota; Metazoa; Arthropoda; Insecta; Ephemeroptera; Baetidae
Gene: gus
Product: gustavus
Exons: 6
Coding region: 37-1380 (447 amino acids)
Biological process (GO): proteasome-mediated ubiquitin-dependent protein catabolic process
Cellular component (GO): SCF ubiquitin ligase complex
Molecular function (GO): protein binding
Source: RefSeq, a predicted model, not a curated record